Mizuhopecten yessoensis (Yesso scallop) is the source of this 2360-nucleotide messenger RNA. RefSeq lists its product as uncharacterized. The transcript has a single exon. NCBI's taxonomy places the organism in Eukaryota, Metazoa, Mollusca, Bivalvia, Pectinida, Pectinidae. The coding region runs from base 433 to 2016 and encodes 527 amino acids. The record is from RefSeq and is a predicted model, not a curated record. Gene Ontology annotation, molecular function: zinc ion binding.
GGUAUAUGAUUAAGCCGCCAUUUCUGGCCGGAUCUUAAGAGUUGUAGAGGACAGCCAUUACCAGGAAUAUAGACACUUAGUUAUAUGUUGUGGUAAAUUCUACCUGGACUACACGUCUCUGAGUUGGACAAGUCUUUGUAUGCCGACGGUCUGACAUUGGAAACAAGGUGAGAGUAUGUGUGACUAUUUUAUUCCAAUGAUAGUUUCUUCAACACAAUUAUUCAGGACAUUAUUGAAGUACUACUGAUUUAGUGAACACGGAGAUUGACUGAUGAUUCCAUUUCCCGCUGUCGGAACACACUUUCCUUUGUGACUGUUUUAAUCACUAGUAUACAAUAUAUAGGUAACGGCUAUAUAUCAUACCGUUUCAAUGUGAAAUCAACUUUCUUAAGUCGAUAAUCUUCAACGGUUUUACAUUUUUUUUUUAUCAAAAUGGACUCGUCCUUGUACAAAGAUCAGAUCCCUAUCCGUGUCAAAGGUCAAACUACCUGCAUUCACCACAACGGGAAACAGCUUGACCUUUACUGUGAAGAAUGUCACGAACUAGCUUGUACCAAGUGCCUAUCUACUAUACAUAAGAAACACCAUUUGUGUGACCUUAGUGAAAUUACUCCAAAAAAGAAAGAAGACAUUCAAAACUUCAUAGACAAAAUCGAGAAUGUUGACCUCGUAGAAAUCGACCAGUACAUCACUGCUACUGAUACACAACUAAAGGACAAUGUUAGCCACUUUGAAAAACUUUCCCAACAGUUAAAGACACAAACAAACAGAUUUAAACAGGAGCUGGACUUGUUAACAGCUCAGACUCUGUGUCUCUAUCAACAAAUGGAGGAGGAUAACACCAAGCUACUACAAACCUACAAACAGGACCUGGAAAUAUACAGCACUCAGCUAAAACAACAAGUACAGGAAUGUAGGGUAGUACUUCAGCGUGGCUCUGACAUACAAAUCUACAAGAUAGAAUGCGAUAUUCAAUCUCCUGUCACACUCCCUGUAAAACUUACCCUUUGUACCGCUAGCUUCACGCCAAACAGAAAUCCCCAGAGUCAGUUGGAACAAGCCUUGGGAAAAGUGAGACCAAGUACACCACAGAGAUCAAAAAGAACACACCCAUUGUUCGUGUUUCCAGUACAUAGCUUGAUGCCAAGAGCCAAGGUGUUAGAGGAGUGGUAUUCUUCAUUUCAUAUUACUUCUAUAUGUCCCACCACAGAAGGUCAGGUGUGGACAAGCAGUUACAGUAAAACCUUAACUCUCCUGGACAGGAAGGGCAACGUAAUACAGGAGGUGGAACACAAUACUGAUAUCAUGGACAUAAGUCUGUCAUCCACAACCAACACACUGUGGAUCUGUGACCAGAAAAACAACAUCACAGAGCUCGUGUCAGGACGACUAGUACACAGAUUCAGCAUCAGGGAGGAAGCACUGAAUAUCUGUAUAACAGCUAGUAACCAUGUCAUUGUGGGGAUGGCCAAACACAUCUCAAAAUUUACCACUGAAGGUGAAUUGGUACUUAGUACAUCGACUGCUCGGACUGAAAAUCCAUUAGUUUGUAUACCAUGGAGGAUCUCAGAGUGUCCUGUCACUCACAAUGUCGCAGUAGUUGAAUGGGAUAUUAAAGAUGAUGAUGAUGAUGAUGAUGAUGUUGAUGAUGAUGGGAAACAUCAUGUUGUUGUCAUGGACACAGAUUUCAAGGAACUAUUUGAAUAUGAUGGUGAAGUCCCACAUACAUAUCAACCAGGAGGUGGACCAUUUUAUCCCUAUGAUGUAGUGUAUGACAGUAAGGGUAAUCUCGUCAUAGCGGACUGUUUCAACAACCGUGUCCUACUCAUCAGUGGGCUUGGCGAGUUCCUCAGGAUCAUACACACUGAUAGCUACUGUAACAGGGCUGUUGGUGUAGACAGGGAUGAUGACCUGUGGACAGUGUUUUGGUUUGAAAAUGUCAAAAUACUACAUCUGGACAAACCGGACACACCGGACGAACGGGACGAACAGCCAUGUGUUAUUUUAUUACCAUAAAAACUAACGGUGAUACGAUGAUAGAAGUUAGGCUUUUAAGUGUCAAUAUGAUGCAGCUAAAUCCAAUACAGUUUUACAUCACCUAAUAGUUUCUGAUUGUGAUUUUAUUCGCUGAUUGAGUAAUGUAGGAAAUAUAGGCAACCGAUUACAAAACUAUCAGACAAAAUCAAUAAUGUUUUGUUUUUUCCAAUAAACGUGCUUAUGAUUCUUUCUAACCCAAAGAUAUUUAAUUUAGCAGAACUAAAUUGCUGGGAUCAUGUGAUUUCUGUAUUUGAAUUAAAGCAGGUAUAUGUUUUAUAGAAAUAUAAUGUUACAGCUACUUUGUAAGCUGUAACGAUGCAAUC